Arabidopsis lyrata subsp. lyrata is the source of this 1667-nucleotide messenger RNA. Its product is annotated as protein disulfide-isomerase 2-3. Gene Ontology annotation, cellular component: endoplasmic reticulum lumen. Gene Ontology annotation, molecular function: protein disulfide isomerase activity; protein-disulfide reductase activity. NCBI's taxonomy places the organism in Eukaryota, Viridiplantae, Streptophyta, Magnoliopsida, Brassicales, Brassicaceae. The record is from RefSeq and is a predicted model, not a curated record. The transcript has 9 exons. Gene Ontology annotation, biological process: response to endoplasmic reticulum stress. Bases 109 to 1431 code for a protein of 440 amino acids.
ACUACGUAAUUCCACGGAGCUUGUGUUCUUAAAUCCGCUGCUUCGCAGGAUCGCAGGAUACAAUUUUAUAGAAGAAAGUGAAAAGAAGAGAGAAAGGGGAAGAAGAAAAUGUAUAAAUCACCAUUAACGUUGCUCACGCUUCUUACUCUUUGCUUUGGAUUCUUCGAUCUCAGCAGUGCUCUUUAUGGAUCUUCGUCACCUGUGGUUCAGCUCACUGCUUCUAACUUCAAGUCCAAGGUUCUUAAUUCAAAUGGAGUUGUUUUGGUAGAGUUCUUUGCACCAUGGUGUGGUCAUUGCAAAGCUCUAACACCUACAUGGGAGAAAGUGGCUAAUAUUCUCAAAGGAGUUGCUACUGUGGCAGCAAUUGACGCAGAUGCUCACCAGUCUGCCGCUCAGGAUUAUGGUAUCAAAGGUUUCCCAACUAUUAAGGUCUUUGUUCCUGGAAAGGCUCCAAUUGAUUACCAAGGAGAACGAGAUGCCAAAUCCAUUGCUAAUUUUGCUUACAAGCAGAUCAAGGGUCUUUUGAGUGACCGUUUGGAAGGCAAAAGUAAACCAACUGGAGGAGGAUCUAAGGAAAAGAAAUCUGAACCUAGUGCAUCUGUGGAACUGAACGCUGGAAAUUUUGAUGAGUUGGUCAUCGAAAGCAAUGAACUUUGGAUCGUUGAGUUUUUUGCACCUUGGUGUGGACACUGCAAAAAGCUUGCCCCGGAGUGGAAAAAGGCUGCAAAAAAUUUGCAGGGAAAGGUGAAACUAGGUCAUGUCAAUUGCGAUGUCGAGCAGUCGAUAAUGAGCAGAUUCAAAGUGCAAGGAUUCCCUACGAUUUUGGUAUUUGGUCCAGACAAAAGCAGUCCAUAUCCUUAUGAGGGUGCCAGGUCUGCGUCAGCGAUAGAAUCUUUUGCGUCUGAACUUGUGGAAUCCAGUGCUGGCCCUGUUGAAGUAACCGAACUAACUGGGCCGGAUGUCAUGGAAAAGAAGUGUGGUUCUGCUGCUAUUUGCUUUAUCUCUUUCUUACCUGACAUUCUUGACUCCAAAGCUGAAGGAAGGAACAAGUACCUCGAGAUGUUAUUAUCAGUUGCAGAGAAGUUUAAGAAGCAUCCUUACAGUUUUAUGUGGGUGGCGGCGGUAACUCAACCGGAUUUGGAGAAGCGAGUUAAUGUGGGGGGAUACGGUUAUCCAGCAAUGGUAGCCAUGAAUGUGAAGAAAGGAGUAUAUGCUCCUCUUAAAAGCGCCUUUGAGCUUCAACACCUCUUAGAAUUUGUCAAAGAUGCUGGGACCGGUGGGAAAGGAAAUGUGCCAAUGAAUGGAACACCAGAGAUCGUGAAGACAAAGGCAUGGGAUGGUAAAGAUGGAGAGCUGAUUGAGGAAGAUGAAUUCUCACUUGAUGAACUCAUGGGAGGUGAUGAUGCUGUUGGUACUAAGGAUGAGUUGUGAAGAAUCCAAGUUGGUGAUGAUGGAUUUUACUACUUUUGGGAUCCUUGAAUGUAUUUCACCCUUUUAUGUUUUCCAAAAGAAAAGCAAGAGCAUUUCAAGAGAUAGGAACAUGUCUGGAUUUUGUAUUACGAUAGACAGAUAACACAGAAUCUUAACUGGAGUGAUAUUAGAGUUCAUUGCUCGAAAUAAUUUUCAGUGGAGUUUCAAGUUUUCCUUGAAGCAAUCCACAACGUGCA